AUGGAUGAGGAAAGGGAACGUUAUGUUAAAGUACGGUCAAAUUGUGACUAUUAUGUCUCGAAAGUGACAAUUUCCGCUGAUCCGAUAUUGAAUGCAAAGGAUUGCAUUGUUCUGGUCAUGUACAAAGGGUUCUGUCGGUUGGCCUUUAUUAGAAUCAGCAAAGACAAAUCAUGGACUUAUACUGACGAAAGGUACUGUCAGCCAGUUCAAGACGUUAUUUAUUCUGGAGACAAAUUUUAUGCUGUCAGUACGAGAGGUGAACUUUUAUCUUUUGAUAUUACUCCAGAGUCCUACUCGGACGUAAAAUUGGCUGCACGCAGAAUUCGGCCUGUGGAAAUGAGCUACCAGAAGUUUUAUAUAGUGCAUUCAAAUGAGAAGGACUUGUUAAUGGAUCAAAGAUAUAUGUCCUUUGAGCUUGAGCCCCAGAGCCGCCGCACAACGAAAGUCCUAGUGUUCAGAUUUGAUUUUGAUAAGUCCAAGUGGAUAAAGAAGUUAGGUGAUGUUUCUCUCUUUAUGGGUGAUAACUCUUCCGAAUCAGUGUUGGCUUCAAGUAAUUCUGGCUGUCUGCCAAAUUGCAUUUACUUCACCCAUGAUUAUGACAGCGUAUUUAGUUACCAAGGAGUACCUCAUGGUGAUUUUGGUGUUUAUAACCAUGAAUAUCAAAGUUUCAUACCAAUUGACACCACACAUGUUGCAACCCUAGUGAGGAACACUGGACGUGGGCGACCAAUCUGGGUCAUUCCAACCCUUAAACUGUAA
This is a messenger RNA of Rosa chinensis, 759 nucleotides long. RefSeq names its product putative F-box protein At5g60060. The record is from RefSeq and is a predicted model, not a curated record. NCBI's taxonomy places the organism in Eukaryota, Viridiplantae, Streptophyta, Magnoliopsida, Rosales, Rosaceae. The coding region runs from base 1 to 759 and encodes 252 amino acids. The transcript has a single exon.